Molecule: messenger RNA, 1003 nt
Organism: Solanum tuberosum (potato)
Lineage: Eukaryota; Viridiplantae; Streptophyta; Magnoliopsida; Solanales; Solanaceae
Product: protein FAM133
Exons: 5
Coding region: 242-841 (199 amino acids)
Source: RefSeq, a predicted model, not a curated record
AUCUUUCGGGUCCGCAAUUCCCAAAUUGUUGUAUUUUUCCUUGUGGAAAAGAAGAUCUAUACCAAUCUGUUAUCAUCGUGUGUUUUGAUAACCCUUUCAUCUCAAAGUCCACCCCUAAACCUAUAAAGUUUCCUCAAGAUCUUCCUUUAUAUGUCACAAGUACUCUCUCUUUGCUCUUGAAAUUGUUUUUUUCUAAACUGGGUUUUUUCCGCUUUUGAUUUUGAACCCAAAAGUAAAAAGAAUGGGAAAAAAUCAAGCUUACAAAGCUAUGCAGCGAGCAAGGUUGGGUUCUGGCUCAGGUGGACCUGAUGAAGUUGAUGAUGGAAUGGUGGAUGGUUCUUUUCAUACACCAGAGUGGCAUGCGGCUCGUUUGGCAAGCCUCAAAACUUCUCAUACAGUUACCUGGGAAGAGUUCAAACAGAAACAGAAGGAAGAAGAAGUGAGAAAAGGAGAGCUAGAAGCAGACAAAGAUAAAAUGAUGCGGGAAUACAGGGCUCAGCUAGAUGCUGAAAGGGCCAGCAAGCUCUCUCAGGGAAGGAAUCAUUCCAGCAGUAAACACAGUCGCAAAAAGGAUAAGAAGGACAAAGAUACAAAGAAACAGAGAAGCAAAAAGAGAAAGCGUUCAAGGAGAUAUUCCGAUUCCAGCUCUUCAAGUUCGUCAUCUGAGUCUUCAAGUUCUGACGAUGAAGAUAGAGAAUCCAGAAAAUCAAGAUCCAAGUCUAAGAGAAGGAAGAAAGAAAAGAAGCACCAGUCGAGGUCGAGGUUGAAGCAGUCUACAAGCGAUGAUGAAGCUGAUGGUCCUUUGCCACUUUCUAGAUUCUUUGGCAGCAUAAAAAGCUAAUGCCUCAUUUGAUAUGUAAUUCUACUUUUUCUUCUUCUGAUGAUGAUGAUAUGAAUGUGAGGGAUCCUUUUUAUUUAUUAUUAUAAUGUAAUCAAGGAUCAUUGGUUCGUCGAUGAGGGUUUUGUAUCCUGGUUUUAAAUGAAAUUCUACAUUUAAUGAAAA